CUAAGCAAUCCCAAGCCCUCGUUAAAUCUCCAUAAUCACGCAACUUCCUCUAGCCGCCAUUAAUGGAAGAAGCCGAAGCAGUCAUGAAGAUCAUCGAUAGAUGCUGGUUCGAGCUCGAGAUCUUCAAGAAACGACCAGACACAUCGCCUUCUUCAACCUCCGGAUCCAAUCCGGGCCAGGAAAGCAUCGAAAUACCCGAAAACGAGAGCCCCUGUAUUCAUAUUUCUCGGAUUCCUUCAAUUCUCGUGAGGUCCAUGAGCGAUCAAACGAGCUUAAUCCCAACAAGCUUCCAAUCAAGCUCUCUCUCUCCAGACUCGGUCCUUCGCACGACGCCCAUGCACAGCAUGAUCUAUGAAGAAGAGGUAAUCAAGGAAGAAGAAGAAGGUUUCAAUUCGAAGGACCGGAGAAGCUCGGAAUUCUCGCGCAGGAAGAAGGGCGAAAUGGGGAGGAGAGCCAAGAGCAGGGCCUUGAGCAAGAGCUUGUCGGAGCUCGAGUUCGAGGAGCUAAAAGGGUUCAUGGAUCUGGGGUUCGUCUUCUCGGAGGAAGACAAAGUCGACUCGAGCCUGGUCUCCAUCCUUCCUGGGCUACAGAGGCUGGGCAAGAAAAUUAAAGACGGCGAAGAUGCCAAUCAUCAUCAAGAAGAAGGUGACGAGAAUGCGAGUGUUGGUGAGUCUGCAGUUGUCGCGAGGCCAUAUCUGUCGGAGGCGUGGGAAUGGUGGGAGGAGAAGAGGAAGGAGGAUCCAUUGACGAACUGGAAGGUUCCUGCUCUUGGGAACGAGACCGACAUGAGGGAGAGUCUCAAAUGGUGGGCUCACACCGUUGCUUCAACUGUUGUUCGAUGACGGUUGUUUUCUGCUGUUGUUGCUAUUGGUUCAAUUUGGAAGUUUUGACAUUUCUUCCUUCUUCCCUAUUUUCUUCCUGUAAAAAGAUUCCUUGAUUUUGUUCAUGUACAUAUGAUACACACGAAUUACUUGUCAAUGAAAUUGGCGAUUCUCA
Messenger RNA from Syzygium oleosum, 996 nucleotides. RefSeq lists its product as uncharacterized. The record is from RefSeq and is a predicted model, not a curated record. The transcript has a single exon. Bases 63 to 842 code for a protein of 259 amino acids. NCBI's taxonomy places the organism in Eukaryota, Viridiplantae, Streptophyta, Magnoliopsida, Myrtales, Myrtaceae.